AUACAUUUUUCCUUACGGCCACUAUAUAUUCCUCUUCGACUACUAGACCAGCCCAACACUUGGAUCGAGAAAUUCAGAAAUACACACACAUACAAUCAGCUGUCUGUCCACCAAACCCAAUCAACUGAAAUCCCUCCCUCUAAUUCACUCUGCGCUCAGCAUCUCUUUUUCAACUCCAAUUUCUAAUCUCCGAUUCGCCUGCCGGAGCUCCGCCGAUCCGAUCCGCUCCGCCGCCGAUUCUCCCGUCGGAUCUCCCCUGCUCCGAGCAGGCUAGUUCAUGGAAAAUUAGCAACCACAAGUUGACCAGUUGAUAGAAUACAAAUGGGGACUGAAGAUCCUAGCCGUAAAAAUUUCCCGUACAGGCCUGCUGCAUCACCAUUCUCAUCGCCGCAAAGUACAAUGCCUUUCUUAUCAUCUCCUCCAGUGGUCGGAUCCCAGGGGCCCAUUGGUGGAUCAAAUUCUUCUUCCGUUAGGCCAUCCACGACACCUGCUUCUCAGACAUCUCCUUUUAUAUCCUCAAGACCUGCAGUUGGACCAGAACCCUCAAAUUUCAGACCUGGGCCACCAGUAAGAUCUACUACCCCAUUUAUGAAUCCAUCCCAACCAUCUUAUAGCCAGACUCCUGCAGGACCUUUUCAACGUGCCCCUGGACAACAAUUUCCCUCAAACACCCAAGUGCCCCCACCACGCACUUCACCUAUGGGUCAGCAGGCUUCUCCCAUGCCAACUAAUCAUUCUGCAGCUUCUUAUACAUCCAUGCCAGCUUUACAAAACCCAAAUUAUCAAUCAUCUGCGGAAUCAUCUUAUUUUGCUCGGCCAAAUUUGCAGCAAUCUUCACCCUCAAUGAGGCCUUAUUUUGCUCCAGGCACGCAACCUAAUGCAGCUGCACAGACUGCACCAGUACCAUCAGCAUCCUUUCUUAAUCACCAAAAUAAUUAUGUUCAACCACCUCCAGUAGCACCCACCCCUUUUAUCUCUCCUCAACAUGGUUAUGCCCCACCUCCUCCAGGUGCAACUUUAGGCCCAUAUUCGAUGGAUAAAAUACGAGCUCCAAGCUCUACAGCCUCUUUGGGACCUGCUCAGGGUUUAGCAGAAGAUUUCAACUCAUUAUCUAUCGGUUCUGUUCCAGGUUCUUUUGAUCCAGGACUUGAUUCUAAGGCGUUGCCUCGGCCAUUAGAUGGUGAUUUGGAACCAAAAAGUUAUGCUGAAAUGUAUCCGCUAAACUGCAAUUCUCGAUAUCUAAGACUUGCGACUAGUGCUAUACCGAAUUCCCAGUCUUUAGCUUCCAGGUGGCAUCUGCCCCUUGGAGCUGUUGUUUGUCCUCUCGCAGAAGCUCCUACUGGGGAGGAAGUGCCAAUUGUUAAUUUUGCUACAACGGGUAUUGUUCGGUGUAAAAGAUGCCGCACGUAUAUCAACCCUUAUGUGACUUUUACUGAUGGUGGCAGAAAGUGGCAAUGCAACAUAUGUACUUUGCUUAAUGAGGUGCCUGGUGAUUAUUUUGCCCCUCUGGAUGCUGGUGGGAGAAGAAUCGACUUGGAUAAACGUCCUGAACUUGUUAAGGGUAGUGUUGAAUUUGUUGCUCCAACAGAAUACAUGGUGCGACCGCCGAUGCCACCACUAUAUUUCUUCCUUAUUGAUGUAUCAAUAUCUGCUGUUAGAAGUGGAGUUAUUGAGGUGGUGGCACAAACUAUCAAGUCUUGCUUGGAUACUCUACCUGGUUAUCCUAGAACUCAGAUCGGUUUCAUAACUUUUGAUAGCACAAUACAAUUUUAUAAUAUGAAGUCAUCUUUGACACAGCCUCAAAUGAUGGUGGUGUCAGAUCUAGAGGAUAUAUUUGUUCCCUUGCCGGAUGAUCUUCUUGUCAAUUUGUCAGAAUCCAGAAGUGUAGUUGAUGCCUUUCUGGAUAGUCUGCCUUCCAUGUUUCAGGACAAUGUUAAUGUAGAAUCAGCUUUUGGUCCAGCUCUAAAAGCCGCAUAUAUGAUUAUGAAUCAACUUGGUGGUAAAUUGUUAAUUUUUCAAAAUACACUGCCAUCUCUUGGCGUUGGUCGCUUAAGGUUGCGUGGUGAUGAUCUUCGGGCUUAUGGAACAGAUAAAGAACAUGCACUAAGAACACCAGAAGAUCCAUUUUAUAAACAGAUGGCUGCUGAAUUCACCAAGUACCAGAUCGCAGUAAACAUAUAUGCGUUUAGUGAUAAGUACACUGAUAUAGCUUCUAUAGGAACUUUAGCAAAAUAUACUGGUGGCCAGGUUUAUUAUUAUCCAAACUUCCAGGCUACCAUUCACAAAGAAAGGUUACAACACGAGUUAGCAAGGGAUUUGACUAGAGAAACUGCCUGGGAAGCUGUACUGCGGAUAAGAUGUGGAAGAGGUGUGCGUUUCACGUCUUAUCAUGGCAACUUCAUGUUGAGAUCAACUGAUUUAUUAGCCCUUCCGGCCGUAGAUUGUGAUAAAGCUUAUGCCAUGCAGUUGUGUCUUGAGGAGACCUUGCUGACAACUCAGACUGUGUAUUUUCAAGUUGCUCUAUUAUACACGUCAUCAUCUGGAGAAAGGCGUAUAAGAGUGCAUACGGCAGCCGCACCAGUGGUUGCAGAUCUAGGAGAAAUGUAUCGCCAAGCUGAUACUGGUGCCAUCAUUUCCUUGCUUGGUAGAUUAGCAAUUGAGAAAAGUCUAACUUCUAAGCUGGAAGAUGCUCGAAAUUCUAUACAACUGAGAAUUGUUAAAGCUCUCAAAGAAUAUCGAAAUCUCUAUGCUGUGCAGCAUCGUGUGGGGAGCAGGAUGAUAUAUCCAGAAUCCUUGAAAUUCUUGCCCUUGUAUGGAUUAGCACUAUACAAAUCAACAGCACUGCGUGGUGGGUAUGCUGAUGCUCAACUCGAUGAACGGUGUGCAGCAGGAUUCACCAUGAUGGCUUUACCUGUCAAAAAAUUAUUGAAGCUUCUCUAUCCUAAUUUGAUACGGAUAGAUGAGUGUCUUCUGAAGGCUGAUGCAUUGGAAAGCACUUGGAAAAAGGUCCCACUAGCUGCAGACAGCUUGGAUCCCACCGGUCUUUAUGUUUAUGAUGAUGGUUUUAGGUUUGUAGUAUGGUUUGGUAGACAACUUUUACCUGAUAUUGCAAGGAACCUACUUGGCGAAGACUACACUACAGAUUACUCGAGGGUUAGUCUCUACGAGCAUGACAAUGCAAUGUCCAGGAAGCUAAUGAAAAUACUGAAGACUUUUAGGGAGACUGACCCAUCAUAUUAUCAGCUGUGUCAUCUCGUGAGACAAGGUGAACAGCCCAGAGAAGGGUUCUUCCUUCUUGUAAACCUGGUUGAGGACCAAGUUGGUGGUAUGAAUAGCUAUCUUGAUUGGAUCCUCCAAAUUCAUAGGCAAAUUCAGCAAAAUGCCUAAGUAUACAGAUGUUCGGUGAUUCAGAAUUUAUUGAAAUCAAGAUGCGGGGUAAUGUCAAAAGUGCAGAAUAUCUAGUUGCAGAGGGUAAUUUAUUAAUGGACACAACUGCUCUACUAGUUGCAGUCAAGUUAAAAUUGUGUGUACAUCUGUUCGUUCCUUCGAUAUAUUCUUUAUCCUAGAAUAUAGCUAGAAGGAUACUGUUGUCUGUUCAAGCUUGAAAUACUGCUGAUUUCUCAGAUGCUGGACUGUGGGUUCGAUUAUUUAUCUCACUAUGGUUAUUGAUGUUGAUGCUGUUGCACUCAGAGACGACUGCCACUUUUAAGGGGAAACUUGCAUUGUGAAGCUACAAGGAAACUUGCAUUGUUAAGCUACAAGUCUUCCUUGUUAUAUUUUAGUCGCUGCAAUUCACAUAUUUAUCAGUUUUUCAGUAAAUUUUGUAUUUUUUUUUUCUAAAUCAUAGAAGCAGAUUCAUGAUUUUCAGUGUGGUUAGAGUCCUCCGAAUUUUCCAGAUACUUUUGCAUCUAAUUUCAUGAUAUGUAGAUUUCCAUAACUACGAGGGAGUUAUGGGGCUCCUUGUAUGAGUUUGUUCAGCACAUUUUGCCCCGUACUUUUUAAUGAAACAAAUGAUGUUUUGAUGUCA
This is a messenger RNA of Daucus carota subsp. sativus, 4027 nucleotides long. Its product is annotated as protein transport protein SEC24 A. The transcript has 14 exons. Gene Ontology annotation, cellular component: COPII vesicle coat; endoplasmic reticulum exit site. Bases 322 to 3387 code for a protein of 1021 amino acids. Lineage: Eukaryota; Viridiplantae; Streptophyta; Magnoliopsida; Apiales; Apiaceae. Gene Ontology annotation, molecular function: SNARE binding; zinc ion binding. Gene Ontology annotation, biological process: endoplasmic reticulum to Golgi vesicle-mediated transport; intracellular protein transport; COPII-coated vesicle cargo loading. The record is from RefSeq and is a predicted model, not a curated record.